UGGUGGAGAUGCCCAACUUCCAAUAAAAUAGGUGCUAAUAAAUUUUGGCCAUAAUUUAGAGAGGAUAUUUGUUGGUGCUCUCGUUCCUACCAAAAAUGCAGCUUCGAAACAUCAGAUUCUUUUUCUGAGUCUCAACCACACACUGCAGCAUUACUGGUGAUGUUAACAGUGUCCACAGGGCUUGAAAGAUGGUGGUGUAGAGUCUAAGUUAGGGGGGAGACUUCAGCCGAGAUUUGAAAAUCAGUGAUUUCUAUUGUUGAAUGGCUUCUGAACUUCCAUAGACCAUGGAAGAUCUUAUAACUUUCCAGAUUUCAGCCUCCUCUCCAGCUAGUCGCCGUUGCCAAAAGACACUGCCAGGCCUUUACCAACAGCACCAAAGGCUCCAACCUUGUUCCGGUGGAGGUUCAAUGGCUGCUGACAGCUUCUCUUCGCCAUCUGGAAGCUGAGAUUUGCCCUCGUUCCUGGAAUUUCCAAGGCUUUGGCUCAGGUCUGAGGGAGGUGGAGACUGCCUAGACUGAACUGAAAGUGUGGGUUUGACUGGUUUAGAGGAGCCUUGACGGUUUCGGAUGUUGGCUAGGAGGAGUUUCAGAGGAAGUAUCAGCUACGAUAAGUAAAACUUAUUAUUAUAUUCUUCAGAGGUUCGGUCAUUUAACCUCU
This is a messenger RNA of Moneuplotes crassus, 657 nucleotides long. NCBI's taxonomy places the organism in Eukaryota, Ciliophora, Spirotrichea, Euplotida, Euplotidae. The record is from the annotation of a GenBank genome assembly.